This is a messenger RNA of Geodia barretti, 294 nucleotides long. The record is from the annotation of a GenBank genome assembly. Lineage: Eukaryota; Metazoa; Porifera; Demospongiae; Tetractinellida; Geodiidae.
AUGGUGGGGCUGCACGCGCAGACCCUGCGCUACUACGAACGGGUGGGGCUGGUAUUUCCCUCACGGUCGGGCGGACGGCAGCGACUGUACUCCAUGGCCGACGUGGACCGGCUGCGCAAGAUAAAGACGUUCACCGACGAGAUGGGGGUCAACCUGGCAGGCGCGGAGGUGGCGCUGAAGCUGAUCGACCACAUAACUGAACUGGAGAACCAGGUGGAAACAUUGACCAACGAAGUGGUCCGACUGCGCGCGGCCGACGACGGCAUGACACGCAAUAAUUCAAUCAGGAGGUAA